AUGAUUCUCAAGUGGAACUCGUCCCUCGCCUUGUGUGCCGCGUUGCUCGCUGGUGCAGUCGAUGCCCAAGGGGCUAACUGGGGAGGUUUCAACACAAUCCGCAACAUCUGGACAGCUGGUGCAUCUUACGACUACAUCGGAAGUGGUCCUUUGAGCUACAGCACGACUUCAAACGGGCCGAACCAUAUAAACUACAUCGCCAAUGCACGCGGUGCAAACAAUGUUGUCCUCAACAAGUUUGCAUACCCCGGGGCGGUAACGGACUCUCGCUAUGCGGUGCCCACGCAAGUUCUUCCCGGUUUCAGUCCUAUCAUCAACUGGAAUGAUCAAAUCAAUGAGAUCGUUACCGCUUUCACAGCGGCUCGUACGGCAGGUACUGCUUCGGCUAGGGAUUCUCUCUUUAUCUUCCUGGCGUCGAACACCGGCAAUGAUAUUCUUGGUACCUACAACACCACCACUAAUCAAGCCCAAACUAUCAACAAUUUGAUCGGAGUCAUCCGCACCAAGUUUGCCCAGAUCUAUGGCGCCGGAGCUCGUAACUUUGUCUUCCUCUCUGUCCUGCCGGCGGAGCUCAUUCCCAGAAUUCAGAUAUUGUCCCAGGCAGACAGAGACAAGGUCGCCGACUUCGCAAACAACUACCGUGUAGCAGUGAACAAUCUCAUCACAGAACUUAGAAACAACAACACGUAUCGCGGGCAGAUCACCAUCUUUGCACCGGAUUUCACCCAGAGCUUGAGGUCCAUUAAGGCUGGCACGCUGACAACCGGUCCCACCGCGGGCUACCUUGAUCGAAACGGCUACUGCGCAGACGCUCUGCCCAUUGGCAUUGUCGUGCCUCCGAAUCCUGACUACAAGUCGACUAACUGUGCCUACACUGCUCGCAAGUACCUUUUCCACGACACGAUUCACAUUACCUCGCCGGCUCAUUGCGAGUACGCCAUCAACACUCUGGCUACGCUUGGCGUCACAGCAACACCGCAGCAGUUGGGUUGCCAAUUCGCCUAG
Colletotrichum paranaense is the source of this 1005-nucleotide messenger RNA. Its product is annotated as fungal cellulose binding domain-containing protein. NCBI's taxonomy places the organism in Eukaryota, Fungi, Ascomycota, Sordariomycetes, Glomerellales, Glomerellaceae. The transcript has 4 exons. Gene Ontology annotation, molecular function: hydrolase activity, acting on ester bonds. Bases 1 to 1005 code for a protein of 334 amino acids. The record is from RefSeq and is a predicted model, not a curated record.